Molecule: messenger RNA, 710 nt
Organism: Paramecium primaurelia
Lineage: Eukaryota; Ciliophora; Oligohymenophorea; Peniculida; Parameciidae
Source: the annotation of a GenBank genome assembly
AUGGAUCUUAAGAGAUACAGAUAUAAAUAAGUCAGCUUAAAAGCUUAUAAAACAGCUGAAGUUAUAGAAAGAAGAGAAAGUAAGUAUUGACUUGAAAAAGUAUGUUAUGUAUAGAAAAAUUUAGUGUUUUUUAGAUCUUAAUAAGCUAUAUGAAACUUGUUAAAAUCCUAUUAGGAAAUAAGUAAAAAUACUUACAAGUCAAAAUAGAUAUUAGUUGACAUAUGAAUAAUUGAAUUAAAGGAAACGGAUGCUAUUUGUUUUAGAUCCAAAAAGAAACAUGACAUAUGGCUAUUAGGAGUUGGUUUAUAUGAAUUUACAACUUGGCCUGAAUAACCUCUAUCAUUUACUGUCCAAAUAUUUGAAGGUGCCAAUGUGAAUAGGUUUAGUAUGGAUUAAUUAUAUUUUUAGCAAAAAUGUAAUUUAUAAAGAUAUAUUCACUAUACAACUUGAUAAGGAUUUUUGUAAUCAUCAAAGAAAGUUUUACUUUAAUAAGGCUAUUAAAAUUGAAUUUGAUAAAACUUAAACUAUAGGUAUAAAUGAUUAUAUAUGAAGCACUUAAACCAAAUUAAAGUUGUUUAAGUUAUUAUGGUGCUAAUAGUAAAUUUGAAACUGAUGAAUUUGAAUUUUCAUAACUUUCAUUCACUCAAGAGUUUAGUGAUAAUUCAACUUCUAUAAAUUAAGGAGUAAUACAAUUAUUUUAUUAUGAAUGA